AUGGCCGACGCAAAGGUCGCUCCGAACAAACUUGCUAUGUCUCGUGCCCUCGGUGCUGCUUUCCUGAAUCACCAAGUCGAGCAACUCGAGAAAACUGUUCACACUGGCGGUAAUUGGCGCGGCCGUCGGAGCCCCGAGACAUGGCGCGGCGAGACGAAGCGCACCGUCUCCGGACCGGGCCCAAAGAUCAUGAGAAGGCGCAAUGACGAUGGAGAAGACAGGCCGAGGGCCGAGAGCGAGACGGCGGUGCGAGAGGAUAGGCGGAGCGAGGAGCGCAAGGUUCAGAAGGAUGCAGAUGUGGUCGUUGUCGACGCUACCGUGCUCGUCCACGGCCUCUACCACAUCAAGAAAUGGUGCAGGGAGGGUCGGGAGGAGGUCAUCAUAAUCCCCCUCGAGGCUCUGAACACUCUCGAUCUCCUCAAGAAGGGAACUACAGUACUCGCCCAACGUGCCCGCGCCGCGUCGCGCAUCUUGGAGGCACAGGUUGGAACGAACCCGCGCAUCCGAGUGCAGCAGGACGACGCAUUUGUCCCCUGGGAUAACAUCCCGUUCGACGACCAACCCGGGUCCGCCCUGAACACUGCCCCGGAGUGGGUCCGGCGCACGAUCUGUUGCGCUCGCUGGGAGGUCGACCACGCAGGCGAAGCGCAGAAGGACGGGAAGCCCUCGAAGCUCCGCGUCGUUCUCGCCGUGGUUUCCCCACCCGCCGAUGGACCUGCUGAAUCUGCAAACUCUGCUCCCGUAUCUGCGUCCCCUGUCCCCCUUCCUGCGCCCCAACCGAACAAAUACGAAUCACGCCUUUCCGGCGCAUUGGUUGGUCGCUGGGCCUCGAAGGCGGGCGUGGAGGUGCUCGAGGUUACCUCUGCACCGCCCUCGUCCCAAUCCGGCAAUGCUCCGACAGAUGCUCCUCUCAAGGCUCGGCGUUCGGCAGAGGGCCGACGCUCUGCAGAGGACGAGCGGGCAAAGCGCGCGCAGAGCCAUGGACAGUCUGGACGAGGGCGGCGCAAUUCGCGCGGUACUACGCCAGGGGCUAGGCCUCCGCCCGCGACGGGAACGGGCCUGGUCGAACGUCCACCGGCCGUCAUGGCCAUGAUGGAAAUGGUCGCGCAGCCCAGCCGUGUCGUUCGCGUCCUCGCGCGCGGUGAGAAACUCGACCCGUAG
Messenger RNA from Trametes versicolor FP-101664 SS1, 1161 nucleotides. RefSeq lists its product as uncharacterized. The transcript is spliced from 2 exons. The record is from RefSeq and is a predicted model, not a curated record. Bases 1 to 1161 code for a protein of 386 amino acids. Lineage: Eukaryota; Fungi; Basidiomycota; Agaricomycetes; Polyporales; Polyporaceae.